Molecule: messenger RNA, 1189 nt
Organism: Tribolium castaneum (red flour beetle)
Lineage: Eukaryota; Metazoa; Arthropoda; Insecta; Coleoptera; Tenebrionidae
Exons: 2
Coding region: 161-949 (262 amino acids)
Cellular component (GO): membrane
Molecular function (GO): carbohydrate binding
Source: RefSeq, a predicted model, not a curated record
GAUCGGCGCUUGAAUCAUGACAGAUCGAUAACGACCUAACCUCACAAAACUGAGUGAUAGAAGUAAAGGGCAAAUGUGCCGGUGAUAAAUAUAUUCUAAAUAUUGCCACGUUUAUGAUUGAUGCAAUAACAAGUGAUCCCUCAGAAGUUUGCAAUUUAUCAUGAAAUUGUGGUUAUGUUUGAUAAUAAGUGUCCUAAGUUACGUUCCCGAAAUAGAAUGUUUAGAUCAAAUUGUUUAUGCCAUAAACUGUGGAGGUGAGGCACACACAGACUCCCAUGGGAUUCGCUACGAGAGGGACCCAUUGCAUGGUAAAAUUGGGAUUGCAUCAGACUACGGCAAACGGUUGUUAAUUGGAAGAGUGCCACCAAACGACCACAUUUUAUAUCAAACUGAAAGGUAUCACACAAAUACCUUUGGAUACGACAUCCCUGUGAAUGCCGACGGGGAGUAUGUCCUUGUUUUGAAGUUUUCCGAAGUGUAUUUCAAUGCACCCAACCAAAAAGUGUUCGAUGUCGUCCUUAAUGGAGACCACACCAUUGUCUCCGAUUUGGAUAUUUUUGAGAAAGUUGGGCGAGGAGUUGCCCACGACGAGUACAUACCGUUCAAAAUAUCAAAGGGGCGCCUGAUUUAUGGUAGUGAAGAGUCUGAGAUACGAGGCUCCAAAAUAAGGGUGGAAUUUAUUAAAGGUUACAAGGAUAACCCAAAAAUCAACGCAAUGUACGUAAUGCGAGGGAAAGUUGAUGACGUACCCAAACUACCACCGAUACCUGUGGAACCUGAUCCAAUCGAAGAGUACAAGGAAGAACCUGAAGUGGUUCCGAAAAACCUUAGACCUAGUGGACCCAAACAACCUGAUCCAUAUGCCAUGGAUGAUUCUUCAGUUAUGUUACCUGUUUUUAUAGCAAUUGGAGCGUUUAUACCUUUACUAUUUUGUCUUUGCAAAUUGUGAUCCUUGUUUUUUUUAACACAAUGUGAUUAUGCCAGUGUUAUUUUCAGCCUUUUUUAUGUAUAGAAAAAGUGGUUUAGUACUGGUUAAAGGGAUUUUUUAAUGAGUGUAAAUAUUUACAGUAUUAUCAGUUUGCUGGGUACUUAUUUAUGUCAUCCUUUUUUUUGCUGAUUGUUAAAGAUACGAUAUAGAAGUGCAUAAAUAAAGACUUUAUAGCUAACGUUUAAUAAAGAUUUUAUUAAG